This is a messenger RNA of Exaiptasia diaphana, 11238 nucleotides long. RefSeq lists its product as uncharacterized. Lineage: Eukaryota; Metazoa; Cnidaria; Anthozoa; Actiniaria; Aiptasiidae. Bases 3395 to 10699 code for a protein of 2434 amino acids. Gene Ontology annotation, cellular component: membrane. The record is from RefSeq and is a predicted model, not a curated record. Gene Ontology annotation, molecular function: calcium ion binding; calcium channel activity; protein binding. Gene Ontology annotation, biological process: detection of mechanical stimulus. The transcript has 21 exons.
UGAAUAUAUUAYAUCAACUGAGUGCUACGUAGGCUCYCYYGUUUUCAUAGUUGCAAGAAGUAAAAACUAGACCUGGCCUUCUGGCCUAUCGUAACAUUYACUAAUGACAACUACCGGUGAUAUAAGAUUGAGAAAAAUGCUUUAUUUGUUUUAAUUGAAUACUGCAUUGUUUUUUAGACCCAUUAUUGAUAUCGAUACAACUGAUCAACUUUGUGACAACCAACAUUUUUCAAAACGAUUAAAAAAAAUCAGUUAUUGCUAAAUUAAAUAGGAAAAUAGCUGAAAAAAGCAAACUUUUUUAGGGAUAGCAAAGCGUGGAGAUUUUCUUAUAUAUAACUAUAUGGAUGGCGUGCUUUUGACUAUUUUUUCAAUUUCUUUGACGCAAUAGUUAAAUCUAUAUACACAAGGUAGAGCAAACAUACAGACAGUUAAUCGUUAUUUACCGAACGCACGUUUAGAGCACGGAUCGUUACCAGAUCAAACAAUACAGUUAACAGUAUACUAAAAAAGAUUCGUAAUUAUAAUUUGUUCCUAAAUUUAUAGAGUUUUUAUUUCCCGCCGAUCGUCAAAAAAACAAACAAACAAACAAACAAUACAUUAGACGGGGCUGGUCUCAAUACAGCCCAACUUGAAAAGGUUGUCCGAUCUAUAGAGACAUUUGCAAUGUUCCAAUUUGUGAAGUGUGUUGAUACAUAUUAAGUUUCUAUCACGGGGGUCAUUCUCCAAUGUUCAUAUAUAGAAUGUUAAAAAUGCCUUGUCAUUUCCMAACUAAAACAUAACUGACAAUUAUUUUAACAAGAUCUGCUGUAUUACUUAUAUACUUAUAUUUCAAAAAAGGUUUCCGAAUAAACUAGCGAAUGUCAAUUGUAGAACGGCGAUUGCACUACCAAAAGUAGCCAUGGGUCACUCAUUGAUGGAAAAUAAUAACUGAGUUAUACUGCAAGAUAACCUGAGUCUGUAACCUGAGUAUCAGGCAUUCGAUGGGGCCUCAGGUUUAAUAGAUAAUGUGUGGUGAACAUUGGUUUUAUUCAGUCGCCGUUUCCAUGGUAGUUGAACUCAACAAGUGAAAUUUUGUGUAACCAGUCCCUUUCGGUCGCUCAUUCUCCCUUCGACCAUCGCUGUUCUCCCCGACAACGUUUUUUGAAAUAGGUGUAUAUUUUUCYUUGAAAUUCUAAAUUCCCAACACUACUUUAUCAACAUUUCUAGUUCCGAACAGUUGGCACUUCUUCCUUUUUUAUUACUGCUAUCCCAGAUAAAGAACCGGAGAAAUGAUGUGAACAUACCGAGUCGUUUGUGAUGUUCAAGGCGAUAAUCUUUCAGAUAACGCUAAUUAACCUUAAUGAACUAUACAUUUCCUUUAUAACUAUUAAGAUUAAUGAAAUCUGCYCUCUCAUUAUUGAUCUUUUACUUAUCAACAUGUCCCUUUACGUAUUCCAAUUGAGUAAUUUUCAGCUUCAAGACUGAUUUCGCUUCAUGAUUAACCUCUUCAGUUGCUAGAGAUGUUGAUCCUUGAUAUCGAAAAGCACAGCAAUCUUUGAUCCCGCCGCCGGUCGACCAGACCCCUUACGAUCCAAAUUUCUAAUUUCAAGAUCUUUGGUCCCCAAAAGACGAUGUUGUUUUCCUUGUCUCGAAMGCUUAUCCCUGAUUCAAUUUACGCUACUACCCUGUGCUUUUUUCGGAUACCUUAAUUUGACUUGCCCCCUAGUUUGUUAUMGAUAAGGUAGAGAAAGCAACUGAUGACAGCUUGGAUGGAAGACCAUUAUUUGAAUAGAUCAUAUCUUUUUAUGCACUGUUCAGUACGAUUUUAAUUCUUAAUUGAAUCCUGAAAAUGUACCUUCACACUUAAUAAUUAUUGUUACAAAGCAAUAAUCCCAGUUUUCUUUGAUAUAAUACUACUAAAAAUAUCUUGGUAUAAAUGAUUACGAAUAAUCAAUUUUAUAUACAAUUCAUGUAUUUCCUUYCGGAUUGGUCCGGCCUUUCCAACAAUUAAGAUUCCAUCAACAUUUCCAGAAAUGAUAGCAAACAAUUAUCGAAAACAACAGAGCACUAUACCUUUUUUGUUCUAACAAGGUAGGACUGUACACGCUACAUUGCGGUUUAUCAGUGCGCAAUAAGUGUUGCCCCAGAAACAAGAAAUAGUUUUCAAAUAUUCGCUCUCUCUCAUGUCGCGAUUACACUUUACCCUAAAUUUGCAUAACUUUUAAACCACAAGCAAGCAAAUUCUGAAAAUAAGAAGCCAUGUUUAAUUCCGUGUAUUGCAAAAUAAGGUAAACGAUUGAAAUUUUAAUCGGGCAUUGUGUUGGAAUAUUCUACAGGAAAUGCACAGCUGGUUAGCAACAUCUAAGAAAUGAAUUUAGUAGACAUGUACACUGUGUACAUUUUGAAGUUGUAAAAUCUUGUGAUAUCACAUUCCUUUUAUGCUAGUAAACCUACAAACGGCUACAAGCMUUCGCACGUAGACCGAGCUUUAUGAAGCUUAUACUUGUGACUAUAACAUGAAGUGCGAAGUUUGCAAAGAAGUGCGGGAUGGGACACAGGCCCGUAGGCUGCCUUACAAAUGGUGGUGUUCGUGUUUUCAUAACGCAGGCCUAAAUUAAAUGUUUAAGGAAAUAAGUUCAGUGCACAGUAUAGUGUGUAAGAACUGGCUGCUGGUAUGAGCAGUUCAUAACAAUUUGCUAUGUCAAAAACAGUUCACAACAAAAGAAUAAAAAAAAAAAUAAAAAAAAGAGAAACACCGGACCUUUUAAGCUUGUGGGCAUGGGACUUAAUUGCAUAUAUGUGUUAUAGCUAAUGCCUAUUGCCKUUUUUUCAGAAUACAACAUAAAUCAUGAAAAUUGCUGUCUUCAUCAUUACUUUACUUUGUACCUUUGUGAACAAGACAACACAGCAAACUUCAAUAAUAGCCUCCCCAACAACCACCGUAAUAUCAGCACCAACAACAGUCUCUCCAAGCGACGCCACAGCAGCCCCAACAACAGCCUCUUCAAGCAACGUCACGGUUGCUCCACCACCAAGCAACGUCACAUCAGCACCAACAACAGCCCCCGCAAGCAACGCCACAACAGCAGCCCCAGCAACAACCCUACCAACAGCAGGUAACUUCACCACUCCUCCAGCAAGCAUUAACGUCUCAUCCUCUACAACUGCCARGCCAACGAGCAGUUAUGGGGUUGUUAUUCUACAAGCUGUCUUCAAGCUGACCGCUAAAACAUUUAAAUCAGGUUUUCUAAAUAAAAGCUCAAAUGAUUUCAAAUCACUGGACGGACAAAUUUCUCACGUGGUAAAGUUCAUUUGCUCGUGCACCAAUACACUCAAAUAUAAUCGGUUCUGGUAGGGUUCCCAUUCUWAUGAAAAAGUAAAAUUUCCUGAGUAAGCAACACGAGAGAAUGAAUGAAUGAACUCAUGUCAAAGCCCCGCAAAACUAUACUUGUGUGCUGUUAAGUUUGUCUUUAUGAUGUCUCAUAGAGAAAAAUUCUCUUUUCAGCUUAAGAAUAUUCUACAAAACCUAAUAAAGUCAGUUGCCGUGGAAGAGUUUAGACCAGGUAGUGUGCAAGUAACAGCCAAUAUUGAAGUGUACAAACAAGACGACAAUUCAGUGUCAAAAGUCGAAAACAUUGUGAAGGACAAAAUAAACUCAGGCUAUAUUGGCCCAUUGKCAGUGGAUAAAAAUGACUUCUCCAUCGGAUAUAAAGACGAUCCAAAAUGCAUGGCACCCACUGUCGAGAUCACGAACCUUGGUCCAGCUCCAUCUAAGUCCACCGMAAUAAAGAGGUCACAAGCUUAUAUCGUGCAGUCCGUGAUAAAACUAUUGUGCAACGACUCAAAGGCAGWCUUUAAAUGGAAAGUGUGGAAAUUGAAGGGAGACAGCGGUGGAAGAUACUCUGUCGUCGGUUCAGCAUUGACUGUAAAUGUCAAUGGAACAUCAGAAUGGACGAUGACGGAGCGUAGACUUGAAUUUGGUACACACAUGGUAAUGUUGGAGGUCAGGAUGACCAAAAAUAAUGUAACGGGCUCUGACAUAAAGUACCUCUCGAUUGUGCAGUCAAAAAUUGUUGCACAGAUCGUAGGAGGCUCUAAGGUCACGCGUGGAUCUCUUGGACCGGUCACCCUAGACGCAUCAGCUUCAAGGGAUCCCGAUCUACCAAYUGGGGAUUACACGGGAAUGACAUUCACAUGGUUGUGCAAGAAGAAAAGCGAACAAUUUCCGCCGGGUCCCUUACCCACUAUAAAAACCGAUCCACCAACCAGUAAUGGSGGAUGUUUUGACACUGGUAUCGGAAAAUUAAGCCAAACAGAUCGUAUAGUUAAGAUCAGUACAUCGCAAAUGCAAGUUGGAAAAUCGUAUACCAUUAAACUAGAGGUUACAUCAGGAGGUAGGAAGGAUUCAUUCGAGCAAGAAAUGGAAAUAGUCAAAGGAGAUCCGCCACAACUCUCAAUAACCUGUCUUAUUAACUGCGGACCUUUAAUAAAUCCUUCAUCCCGAUUAAAAGUUGUCUCCAAAUGCACCAAACCAGCGUUGACGUGCAAUCUUCCUCUUAAAUAUACCUGGAGCUUAACAAAGUCAAAAGGACCUUCUUCAUGGGAAACUGUUCCCAAUUUUUCMAACAUGUUAUCAACAACAAUUGACAAUCCUGAUGCUGUAAUCAAGGAGGAUAAACUUGUUCCUGGUGAAAGGUAUCAGCUAACAGUUACUGCCAGCAGUCCAAAAAUUAGUGAWGGUAUCUCUUCGUACAUAUUCGAAACGAAUAGAAAACCGCACGGUGGAACAUGUGAUGUGUCACCGACUACUGGUAUUGCUUUGAAGACAGACUUCACAAUAACUUGCAAGGACUGGAAAGACAAAAACCUUCCACUACAAUACGAGUUCUUCUACAAACCAGCUCCUGGCCUUUCAAGUGUCAUUUCAUAUGGACCAAAUCCAAGCGCCACUACCAAACUACCAGUUGGAACCGAAACCGGAAAUCAAAUAACCAUUUAUGUGYAUAUCAUCGACUCCCUGUUMGCUUUUGAGAAAUCUCCUAAUAAAGUUACGGUUAAACUCGACACUUCCUUGAACAAUGAAAAAGUCCUUAAAGAAACCCUCAACAAGUCUACAGAUGAAAUCGACAACUUGUUGAAGUCUGGUGAUGUCAAGCACGCCACACAGUUCGCCAAUGCCGCGUUGGAUACCAUGUUCGCUAUAGAAGAUAAAUUAGACACCGAAGAAAAAUCGAAGAUUAUCAACGAUAUUGUCAAUAAGGUUACUAAUGUUCAAGCRAACAACCUUCAAACCCUGACACAAGUCACCUCGGUCAUCGGUCGGGGGACAAGGAAUCCUAAAGAGGUUUCGUCUUCCCUGGAGGCUGAGGCGAUCAAAGCUUUAGGUGGAAUGACGACGCUUCUAGCUAGGAAAUCACAGGACACUAGUGCUUCUGAAGACGGUUUGAUAGACGCUGGCGGAGAAAAUCUUGCACUAUGUCUGGGAAACCUCAUGAGGUCAUCGUCUUCAAAAGCCCAAUUUUCCAACACUGACCAGAAAGACAGUAAGAAGAGCGUUGAAGUAACUGAAACAUCAACAGAACUCGUAAACACAAUUGGCGAGAGCCUUCUCAAACGCAAAGUAGUGGGUGAGAAGCCAAGUUUGGUCCAGACAUCGUCGCUAUCAUUGGUCUUGAGCAGACAAUCKCCUGAUAAGCUAAAAGGAACAAAGCUGGAAGAAGGUGGAAGCAGCUUCGAGUUGCCUUCGAAAGAAUCUCUGGGAAAUGAGGCCAAAAGCUCCAAGUUUGUAGAUAGUCAGGUCACAGUGACAAAAUUCAACCCAUUCACGUGGGACAAGUCUGCCGAUAACAUUAAAUCCAGCGUGACAAGCUURGUUUUAAGAAACGAUCAAAGCAAAGAAAUUAUUGUGAAAGAUCUCGUUAAGAACAUUGAUAUCACAAUUGUGCACCAAGUUCCUAAUGCAACAAAUACUCAACAAUCAUUUCUGAAGACAAACAGCAUUCGCAAUUACAAAUACAACAUUGAAUACCCUGGGAUGGCACUCCUUUUAACAGUAACACUAGAAAAGAAAUCAGAAACAGUUAAAAUACUGGUUCGUCGAGGAGAGAAGCCAACAUUAGAAAAUUCAGACUUUAGUUCAAGUAUUUCUGAUUUGCCUGCUUGCGGAACAGCGUUAYCUGAAGCUUGCAAGAAGAACGAAACUCAAGUCUUCAUAUCAGCAAAAGUGCUAAAAGAAAAAGGUAUAUAUUUUGUAGGGCUUUUAUGGGAUCCAUCCAAGUCCAAAUCACGCAAAAAGCGAUCUUGUUUCGGUCAUGGACGUCAGAAGCGAUCGUGCGUUGAGCCUAAAGAGGCCCCUAAACCUGAGAACAUCACAAUUAUACCGACUUACAAUCCAGAUGCUGACAUGAACUACACUCUAAGUACUCAGCAGUUUAACUGUUUGUAUUGGAACGGAAAGGAAUGGACUAGUAAGGGCUGUAAGGCUGGCGCAAAUUCUUCAACAACCAAACUCCAUUGUCUAUGCAACCAUUUGACAUUCUUUGGAGGCAGUUUACAGAUCGAACCCAACCCAAUCGACUUUGACAUAGCCUUCGAGAGACUUAAAACGCUUCGCGAUAACGUGGCGGUCUUGGCAACAAUCAUAGUUUUCUUWUUAGUUUAUCUUGUAAUUGCAAUCUUUGCGAGACGUGCCGACAGGCGGGACAUGAAAAAGUUUGGGCCCCCCAUAGCAGUAUCAUCGAGAGCUGGCGGCUUUCAGUACGAAGUCAUCAUCCAAACAGGUGUAUGGAGAAACAGUGGAACAACGUCCAACGUUGCCAUAGAAAUCAAUGGAAGUGACGCCACAAGUGAACAAAUUAUAUUAUCUCCCAAGAUGGACCAAUCACGUCUAAUGUUUGCAACCGGAAGUACAGAUACGUUCAUCAUCUCGUUACCAGUCUCUCUGGGUACGUUGGAGUAUCUGAACGUAAGACAUGACAAUACUGGGUCAAGCCCAUCAUGGUGGCUCAAGGAAGUUGUAAUAAAAGACAAACAAACUGACCAAACRUGGUUAUUUCUUUAUGAAGAUUGGUUGGCCUUAGAGAAAGGAGAUGGGAGAAUCAGCAAAUUCCUUCUUCCGCUAAGCAGUACAGAAAUGCGGUCUUUCAAUUACAAUUUCAAUAAUAGAACWACUAAGAAAUUUACUGAGGAUCAUCUUUGGCUCUCAGUAGUGACAAAACCGCCUUACAGUAACUACACACGAUUACAAAGAGCAACGUGUUGUCUGACAGUGCUGUUUUCAGCUAUGGUUGUAAAUGCCAUGUAUUACAGGACUACUACAGUCCCUGACCCACGGGUUCAAGUAGGACCUUUGAAGUUUAGCAUGAAUCAAGUUGUUAAAGGUAUCUUAAGUGGAUUGAUGGUGAUUCCUGUUGGCUUGGGGACUGURUUUCUAUUCAAAAACAGCCGCGCURCAAUUUAUGAACCAGGGAAGAAAGGACUUUUUGARAGGUUCACCGACUAUAUCGGWAAAUGCUGUAGACCAAAAAGAAACAAAAUAUCAGACUCGCAAGCAUGUUUAACUGAAAUUGACCACAGCAUUUCCUCAAGUGAACCUGUCAUUCAAAUAACUAACGAGGAGAACUCAAAUCAUGUUUAUGACAGCGAACAGGUUUCCACUACACCACAACUAAAUCGGCCCAGCUUGACGAGUCGGUUGACAAAGGAAACACUUUUGUCCACGGAUUCGCCUUGUCAAAGUGAAGACAGCGAGCGCUCUUUGUUACAAGAACACGAUGGAGUUAGCACAGUUAAUGACAGUAGGUCAACUUUAGGGAGCGAGCAAUACAAAGCAAAGGACACAAAUAGCAAAAAAUCCAAGUUCUCGUGGGUAGAAUCCAUCAGAGAAAUACUGACCGAGAACUUUUCAGCAAAGGACGACGAUGACGGUUUCUCGUUACCGCACGCAUGCGUAUAUGUGUCAUGGAUAAUCUGCAUUGUCACCGUACUCGUCUCUGCUUCUUUUAUAUUUAUAUACAGUCUUGUGUGGGGGAAAGAAAUUUCAAAUCAAUGGCUCUCAUCUAUACUUAUAUCUUUCUGUGAAGACCUGUUUGUCAUACAGCCAGUCAAGAUAUUUCUUGUAGCUGUUUUGCUGUCGUGUAUUAUACGUAAGAAGGGUGGCGUCGAAGAGCUCAGCAAAGUAAAAUCGCCCAGAAAUUCAAUAAAGGUGACCAACAUUAGCGAUAAAACAUCUUCAAGUAAGCUUCAAAUGAAUACCAUUGAUGACAACGAGCUAGAGAAGGCGAGAGAUUACCAAAGGAAAGAGGAUGCUAUGUUUUCCUUCGUCAGAGAGCUUAUAUUAUAUGGAGUGUUUUUGGUUUUGCUGACAAUCGUUUGCUAUGGCAACCGUAGUUACCUAGGAUACACACAAACAAAAGCGAUAAGGAACGACUUUAGUAACUUUUCAAAGAUCAGCACUGGAGAAAAGUACUGGAAAUGGAUCGAAUCUCAGUUUUCUGAGAGUGCAUUCGCGGGAAACUGGUACAACGGACAAAGCGAGCCCAUUGAAGCUUACAUCGGUAACAAACGGUCUCUUCUCGUUGGCAUGCCACGAAUAAGACAGCUCAGAAUUAAACCAGAAAGCUGCGUCGUACCGAAGAAAGUUCGUAAAAUCUUUACUCAUUGUUACGCUGAAUACUCUAUGUCCGACGAAGACGAGUCGACUCCAUAUCUCCCUGGUUGGAAGCCUUUUACAGGUAAUAAAAUGGACUGGGCCAACAUAUCAAAGCUUUGUCCUAAACCAUGGCGUUACAGCACAGCAAAAGAAAUUUACUUCGUGCCAACAUGGGGUUACCACCACUUGUACGGUGGAGGUGGCUACGUGGCUGACUUAGGCUACAAGAACUCCACCAGAAGCUUUGUCACCUCUCCUCUACGUAAAAACGGCUGGUUUGAUCCUAGAACAAGAGCAUUGAUUCUAGAAUUCGCCAUUUUCAAUCCAAGCACAAACCAGAUCAGCUCUGUUGCUUUUUAUUACGAGGUACUCCCAACCUUAUUUGGUGAUCCCUUUACAAGGAUUGAGACAAUGACCAUAUAUGGAAGUGCGACUGGGUCACAUGACUUCUUCCUUAUUUGCAAGCUAUUGUUCAUCUUCUUUGUGCUUUUCUACCUCGCGCGGGAAGCAUUCAAAGUGUACAAAGUUAGAAAGAUCUACUUUAAAAACUUUUGGAACUGGUUUGAGAUUUUUCAAAUCAUAUUGGUUGUGGCUGUGGUGGUAUGUUAUCUUGUCAAAGAAAGCAUGAUUUUGGAAGCAGUUCAAAAACUCCAAGCGAACCCGUUCAUCACGGUGAACUUUCAACCCGCCAUUAUGUGGAAGUAUGCUGAAGAUGUUACACUGUCAAUGGCGGUUUUCAUAGCCACUGUCAAGAUUCUCCGCAUGUUGCGUUUUAAUCCCCAUAUUAUUAUCUUCAAUUCAUCCCUAAGAAGAUGUAGGGCAACUUUGUUAAGCUUUUCGGUGUUAUUAUUCGUUAUAAUGUUCGGGUUCGCGCUACUUGGACAUCUGGCACUAGGAUCAACAAUGCCACAAUAUCGGACACUUAAGCAUUCACUGUACACUCAAAUUCUCGUAUCCCUUGGCCAACAUAUGAGUACUACAGAAUUGAGGGACGCGAGUUUCUUUCUUGGAAAUGCGAUGGACAUGAUUUACAAGAUGUUAAUGGCGUUUUAUUUCGUUAACUUUUAUAUUGCGGUUAUUAACGAUUCGUAUGAAGAAACUAAAUCAGAUACAGACUAUAAUGCCAAGCAAUUCGAAAUGUCUGAAUUCAUCAUUGAACGUCUGGUGGAUAUGUUCUUCAAAAGCUUUCGAAAAGUAAAGAAUGAAAGUGUUAUUGAAUUAAGUACAGUUCCUCAGCACGUAUCGUCGGUGAGGUUAGAGGACGAAAAUCUUGGAAAAGACAAUGGAAAAGAUGGAAAUGGCAAUGGAAAAGACAUUGGAAAAGAAAAUGGCGAAGAACGUCCAGCUGUCACAUCUUCUCAACAAGAUGAAGAUGUUGAAGCUAUGAUCAAWGAAAUUGAAAGAAACUCCACAGAGYGUGGGAAUUUUUCGAAAGUUGAGACAAUUUCAGAAGCGACAGAUAAUCCUCCAUCCACUUCAAAGAGCGUCGAAAGUAGUAAACAAAUAACUUUACCAGCAAUUAUAGAAACAGUAGAUCAAGUCGGAAACGUUGAAGACGAACCACUUCAAGACGUUGGAAAGGUGGGAGGCGAAGACGAGAAACCGAAGCGAAAGAAAAAUACAUCGAAAUCAAAACAGCCAUGUUUUGCUAAAAAACCCACCAGCACCAAAGCAGAGCAACAAGAAGAUCACGAUAAAUACUUUGAGAUGUUUACAAAAAAAGGAGACGAAAUCUGUCAAAGGACAAUGUUUUUAGCAAAUGAAGACAAAAAGGAAGAAAAUGAAUUCUUGCAAUGUAUUUCUCAUAUUUGGUUUGACUUGCUGUCCAAACAGCGAACUCAACCACCUUCAACUUCUGGAAUUGAAAACCAAGGUUAUGAAAGCGAGGAGAGUCCAGRAGAAGAAGAAUACGAGACAUUUGAAAGUGAAGRAAGCGAAGAAGAAGAAGACACAUUUUGGGAAUCAAUCGAACAWGUACUCAAAGAAAUARCUAUAUCGAAAACCUUACGAGUUCCUGAACAUUUAAGAUUUAAAUACAACAAACUUUUGAAUGAUCAUAAUAAAUUCUAAACGAGCAUUGAAAGUCUCAUGCAGUUAUAUAGUUCUUUAUCUUAUGUGGACCAAAGUGCUUGAACAUAGCAUUAAAAUGUUAAUUAUAAAAGUUUAUUAAACACUAUGCUUUGUACAUAUCACAAAAAAUAAUAAUACAUAGAUAAUAGAUAUUUUUAUAGAUAAAUAUACUAUUUAUAGUACAAUUUUUUUGGAAACUUUUAUAUAAAUAGAAUUGAAACAAYACUUCAAGUCUCAUUUAUCGAAAAUGUCAAUUACCCACCAAACGUGAUGUCAUACAUUGCUUGUCCGCGCACGUUUUCUUUCUAGAUACCGCUGUUUUGCRKCCUCUAUGCUGCCUUCAGAAUUCCUUUUUGAGAGCGAUAAAGAAGUCUUGCUUUCUGUGAAAAAUAAAAUAAUAUAUAUCCAUUACACGUCAUUCUACAAGAGCUUUGGUAUAUGUGGAUUGUGCUACCUUGCUCAUUGUCAUGACCAACGCCUUGUGUCACACAAUCAUUCACCGCAGAAGAUGACUCGCUGACUAUUUUCUCACGGUCGUC